UCUUCGAAGGCGCUUCCGGUUAAACUCAAGGGCAAAACUAUCACAUGUGCUGAAGCGUUAUAGACUUUAAUCUCCUCGAGUCAGUUUUAUAAAAUCUAUAUUGUGUAAGAUGGACAAUUUCGGUUCAGAUUUCUCUUCGGGUUCGUCAGGUAAAAUGGACACCGGCACGAUAAUGGAACAAGUCAAAGUUCAGAUCGCUGUUGCUAAUGCACAAGAGCUGCUGCAGAGAAUGACAGAUAAAUGCUUCAAGAAGUGCGUUGGCAAACCAGGAAGCACGCUUGACAAUUCUGAACAGAAAUGCAUCGCCAUGUGCAUGGAUCGCUAUAUGGACGCGUGGAACACGGUCUCUCGCACCUAUAAUUCCAGAUUACAGAGAGAACGAGCACGCAUCUAAUGCACACAUAGUGUUCGGUAUCACCUCUGUAUCACUAAAGUCCUCAGGUAGAGAUGCCUGGCCUCCACGACAGGUGCAUAGAUUUGACUCUCUAACCUCAAACCAACAGCUGAAGGCUACAGAUGGAACCAGGUGCACAGAUUUGAACUCUACAUGGACUUUUUAUCUUCUAAACAAUGUAUAAGAUGUAUAUUUGUCAUUAAAUAAUUCACAAAUUCAGAUGAUAAUAUGAUGAUGGGUUGAAUGCAUUUCUUAAGCUAUAAAUUAUGUCUAGAAUUAAUUUGGGCUCCGCCCAUUUUGUAUUCUAAUGGGAGGUGUCUCGAUGUUCAUUAUAAAUUGAAGAAUUGUCUCCUCCCCUUGCUCGUGGAUAAAGCAACUUAGUUUUUGUCACAAAAGGGGGAUUAAAAGCCACCUUUGUUGUAAUAAUUGUAGCUUCUUCACCAGAAGUCGUCAAACUAUGCUUCAGAACAAAAUGCAAUGGUCAGUCCUGGAGUGUCAUUUGUCUCAUAGUAUUUUAAGUACAGUUGCAUGUUUGUUCAGACACCCGUUCAUUUGCAAACCUUUGUGUUAAACUAGUUCACUUUGUGUACAAGCAUUUCACAAUUCUUUGAAUUUCCAUUGGUUUUGUGAUGGCUUGGACACAGACUGUACUGAGAGGUGUCCAGACAUAUUUUGUAUAAUUGUCACCCAGCUAUUAAUAAAUACCAUCAAACCA
Molecule: messenger RNA, 1109 nt
Organism: Paramisgurnus dabryanus
Lineage: Eukaryota; Metazoa; Chordata; Actinopteri; Cypriniformes; Cobitidae
Gene: timm13
Product: translocase of inner mitochondrial membrane 13 homolog (yeast)
Source: RefSeq, a predicted model, not a curated record